CUGAGGCUGGUGAUAUAACGCGGACAGAGAAAAACCUUUCCUGUAAUUUUCUGACGCUGCUCAACUCAUGGAAAUGUGUUCUUUCCUUAGUUAGUUUGAAAAAGAUGGUGUUGCUAGGAAGGUCCAAAGAUUGGCAGUCAUAGAUUCCAGUUGAUUAAGUGCCAGGUCUUGUGUCUUUCCGUUGAACAUCACUUGAUUUACUGAAUGCAGAAUACUACAAAUGAAAUCUUCAGAAUUAUGCAAGAUUGUUGCCAUAAUAAUCCUGGUGGCAUUUCUGUUGGCAGCGAUUGGAGUAACCAUUUUCCUUCUCAUAUAUUUUUUGGUUCUGCAUGGAAACGGUACAACCAGUCAAUAUUAUAAGGGAACAUUCAAAAUUACAAACCAGAAUUAUGACCGCAGUUAUGGAGUGCCAACAUCAGCAAACUUCAGUAUUCUGGCUGCAAGAAUUAAAACCGAGCUAGUAUCCCUCUAUGGUAAAACAGAACUGGAAAAGCAAGGAUUUACACUUUCAAUUGUGAAGUUCAGAAACGGUAGCAUCAUAACUGAAUUUGUGGUCAAUGCCACUGUGAAUGACCCAGCUAAACAAUUCACAAGUCUUCUGAUAAAUACACUCUCUCAAAAUAGUCAAGACAGUACAGCAUACCUAGGACAAUUUCAGAUAGAUCUACAAUCAGUUCAGGCAGCUGAAAUCAGCAAGGAUACUGCAGCCACUUUAAUUAACCAAGUGCCUGAUGUGACAACACUUGCAAUGCCUGAUGUGACAACACCUGCAACUGCUGUUUUCUCCACCACCACCACCACGGUUCAAGGAAUGAACACAACUACUCUCUUCUCCACCAACACCACAAUUCAGCGAAUGAACACAACUGCUUUUUUCUCCAUCACCAAAACCACCAGUACCAAAGUUCCAAGAAUGAGCACACCUGCUCUUUUCUCCACCAUCACCACAACGGUUCAAAGAAUGAACACAACUGCUUUUUUCUCCAUCACCAAAACCACCAGUACCAAAGUUCCAAGAAUGAGCACACCUGCUCUUUUCUCCACCAUCACCACAACGGUUCAAAGAAUGAACACAACUGCUUUUUUCUCCAUCACCAAAACCACCAGUACCAAAGUUCCAAGAAUGAGCACACCUGCUCUUUUUUCCACCACCACCGCAACGGUUCAAGGAAUCAACACAACAGCUCUUUUCUCCAGUACCACCGACACGAUUCAAGAAAUGAACACAACUUGUGGAAAAAGAAGUCUUACGUUCUCUAGCAAGAUUGUAGGAGGAACAGCAGCAAUGAGUGGGGAAUGGCCUUGGCAAGUUAGCCUUCAUCUCACGUCCCAUGUAUGUGGUGCUUCCAUUAUCAGCAAUAACUGGCUUGUCACCGCAGCUCACUGCUUUCAAAAUCACAAACUUCCUACUUCAUGGACUGCAUACAUGGGAUCAACUUAUGUAAACAGUGGCAUAACGAGGAGCAUCAGCAAAAUCAUCACACAUGAAUUGUAUAAUCCCAAAACAGAAGAUUAUGAUGUUGCCGUGAUGCAGCUUUCCAGCCCAAUCACAUACGAUGACUAUAUCCAGCCUAUAUGUCUUCCAUCAUCUACAACUUAUUUUGCUCCAGGUUUAAACUGCACUGUAACUGGAUGGGGUACACUCACAUCAGGAGGUUUAGUUUCUUAUACUCUUCAGAAGGCAGUUAUUCCAAUCAUUAGUUCUACUACCUGCUUGCAGCCAGCUGUGUACCAAGGACAAAUAACGGGCAGAAUGAUAUGUGCUGGAUACCUUCAGGGAGGAAUUGAUUCCUGCCAGGGCGACUCUGGAGGACCACUGGUAUGCCCAACUUCAAGUGGACAGUGGCUUCUUGCUGGAAUAGUCAGCUGGGGUGAUCUCUGUGCUCUUGCAAAUAAACCUGGAGUCUAUUCACGUGUCACAGUGCUCAGUGACUGGAUCAAAACACAAACUGGACUUGCUUAAGUGCUGCUGUGGUUGUGUAGUACAGAGAGGUUGUAAGUGUUGCUCUGCAGAUGAAACUCAUACAGCUGAAAUGUGAGCAGAUACAGUGUUGCAUGAUCAGAGUGUAUGUUCUUCUUCGGAAUGAAAAAUGUGCAGUAUAUAGUUCUACUGCGUACUAAUUCUUGUCAUAAUGGACUAUUUCAGACCACAUACAGUGGUAUCUAAAGCCAUAAGAAUCCAAAACAAUGAUAUGUCUAUCCCAGAUUAGUAUUUUUUCAAGCAAAUAAAACUGUCUUUUCACCUAUGGGUUUCAUCAAAGUAUAUUUGUGAAAUGCAUUAAUUAUCUGCUUAGUCCUGUAACUUUUAACUAAGCUGCAGACAUCAAUUGCUUAAAUGGAAAUUCUCCAUUACAUAUUUCGCUCAAUUUGUAAAUACCCAGACAGUUAUAUUUCAAACACUGCACUGGAAGAAAUUGUCUCCCUUAUAAAUUCUGAGGCAUAGGCAUGUGUUAUGUAUAAGGAAAUUCAAGAUACCAAAUAUCUCUGGGAUUACAAAGACAGAAAAAUUCUAUGUUUGACAUCCAUCACAUAUAAUGUGCCUGGCAUUGACAUAACUUUCUGUUUCUGUUUUCCAUGCAAUAUCUUAUACCUUGUUUUCAUUAAAACAUAUAUAAUAUUCAUGCCUCAGUGUUGUGGUCAUUAGUAAAUAAGCAGUAUUUGUUAGGUAAAACAUUUUAAUUGCUUCCUAGUUUUUUAUUCACCCUUACAUUAUUUAAUUAUCAAGGUUUGUUUUAUGCAAUUCCCAAAUUCCACCAAUUGGCAUUGGUCUUUGCCUUGUGUGCUUUAUUUGCAUGUUUAUUUCUCUUUAAUAAAACAAAUACCUAAGAAAACUAUAAAUUCAAUGCAAAUGUGCAUAGUAAUGACAUUUUCUGUAAAACUAAAUGACCUGUAAGAAGAUCAAGUUGCCCUGCCUUCAGCUCAGUAAAAAUGGUCAAGAUUUUGCUGGAUGGCAACCAUCUUCAUAUGUUGUCAGUUAAGAAAUAUACUGAGGAGUGCAUGUUAAUCCUGUGAACUCUGAAACUACAUAUGACUGUGAGUGUUGUGUGACCUGCCCACAGCUGUAUAGACAAUAAACUAACUGAUAUUCUUGA
Protopterus annectens (West African lungfish) is the source of this 3092-nucleotide messenger RNA. Its product is annotated as transmembrane protease serine 11D-like. The transcript has 22 exons. The record is from RefSeq and is a predicted model, not a curated record. Lineage: Eukaryota; Metazoa; Chordata; Ceratodontiformes; Protopteridae. Gene Ontology annotation, biological process: proteolysis. Bases 221 to 1963 code for a protein of 580 amino acids. Gene Ontology annotation, molecular function: serine-type endopeptidase activity.